UUAUAAAUAUUUAUUAGGAAAUUUCAAUUAUUUAAUAAUUCAAUAUUAACGGAUUGUAAAGGAGGUAGCCGAAAAAGUAAAUUCCAUGAACACAUACUUAGUAAAUAUAUUAAUACUAAAACUUGAAAAAAUGAAUUACUGCCUUGUUUUAACUUCUCUGAACCUGGCAGUUUUUAUUUCAAAAUAUUAGUUAAUGUUGCAUUAAUAUGCAAGAUAAAUUCAAAGUAUCGUAUGUCAAAUUCUACCACAGAGAAAGAUAAAUAAAAUAAUAAUAGACGUUCAAGACCAUGCAUACUACUUGCUUAGACAAGCAUAAAUGAGUGCCCAUAUGGGCGACUCUUUUUAGAAACAUUUUAUUUAUACGAAACUGUCGUCAUUGAUAUUUGUUGCAUUUAAUAAAAUUAUGUUUUUAUAAAUGUUGACGAGUAAGAUAGUUUUUUUAUAUUACACAAAAAACAUACUUCUUAAAAGGGAAAGCGUUACAUUUGCGCGCGAUUCUGUCUAGGCCAAAUGUCAAUGUCAUCAAUCAAGUAAUUGCAGAUUCUUCCUUGCGUACUGUGUUCGUGUUUUGUGAUUAGUUUCGAAUAAUUUUGACCACCGCUUAUUUCUACCUGAAUGGAUCUGGACUGAUACCUUUUUCCACUUGAUAACGUUGCUCUUAACCUUGUUGGACCUUGAUUUGCAUCGCGUUUUGGAUUUGUUUUGUGAAGCAAUAUGAGGUGCAUCAAUUGUGGAAUAGCCGUCGAAAAGUUGAAGAGGCAUCUCAUACUCUCGCUGUCUGCAAAUCAUCAAAAAACACUUUUUCGUUGGAUAGGCCCAUGUUCAAACCCAGUUACCUGUGGAUUCACUUAUUUGUGAUUCAUGCUUCAUUUUAUUAAAUACUGAAGAUGGUGAACGUGAGAAGCUCCUGUGGCAUAUCAUGGUUUGCAUCGGUUGUGGGAAAUCUAUCGUACAAUGUUAAUUAUGUGCCUUUAAUGAAUAAUUACACUUGUCAUGUGUGUUGGAUACGAGCAAAUAAAGCAUAAAGACACAUAAAGCGUGAGUCGUCACGAGACAUACAGGAAUUAGCUUCGGCUAGCAAUUCGUCAGCCCCUAAUGAUCAAGUUUACCCACCAGAAUCACGACCGUUCCUGCCUGUUCAAAGUGGGCCUCUUCAAAGGGAAGAUCCGCUAUGUACAACAAUGAAAACAACAAAAAAUUAUAAAGCAUCAUAUACGUUAACGCGAGAUGGCCCAGUGGUGGACCCACGACAUAGAAAGAGUCGCGGGAAGCCGUUGGAUGCGGGCAGCGCAAGACCGGUCAAAAUGGAAAUCCUUGGGAGGCCUUUGUCUAGCAGGACGUCUUUCGGCUGAGAGAGAUGAGAUGAGAUGAUGAGAAAAAAUGACGUCAUUUUGCUCUGAUACGCCGCUAGAAGCUCCGGAAUGUUCUGCUUCACAACAAAAUCCCCUAAAAUUACAAGAUAAAACAUUUGAACGGCUCAAAGCUGUCAGCCGAACGAAAAGUCACGUAUGUAUCACAGAUCAAGAAACAGAAGACACAAUAUCCCCUCUGGCAAAUUAUGAUUCUAAUACCAGCGAAGAAGUGACUGCUCGCGAUGAUCCGCUGUCUAAUCUACAAGGUCAAUCGUUGGGUGCAAAUGAGAAUAUUACAUCUAUGGCUUCGACGUUUGCUCAAUCAGAUUUGAAGGACAGCUUCGAUGACGUAAUAAGUUCAGCAUGCAAACUGAGUGGGUUAUACAAUAAUGUGACUCCAUCUUCUUCUAGAAUCAAUGAUUUUCAUAAUAAUAAAAUUCUAGAAUACAGAAUUAAACUAGAAAAUGAAAUUGGUAAUGAAGUCAUGGAACCAGAACACCCUUUAUUUCAAGUGAAUGUAGAAAUGGACCAGGAUGGAGAUAUACUCGUCAAAGAUGAAAUCAAAGUCGAAGCUGAGUGUUUGCAAUGUAACAUCUGUCUCAGUGUUGGAAGAAAAAUGUAUGCAAUAGAUAAAUAUGCUUAUAUAUAUAAGAAGUUACUAUAUGAUAACUAUGAAGAGCAGUACAAUAAUACGUUCGAUACGACGCUCGUUUGUUGGGAAUGUAACGCGUUGCUGCGAAACGUUGAAAAAUUUCAGAAUAAAAUAAAAAAAGCUAAUGAGAUGCUACAAACGCAAAAAAACAUCAUCUCACUAUCAAGUUUGACGACAGUCGUUAUCAGCGAUUCGAAUCUUGAGACGAUAUACUUGACAGGAGAAAACACAGAACACCGGUUGAACACGGAAAACGGUGACGUAAUCAAAAAUGACGUAAUCUCCGAUGGUGCAACGGACGUGAAUGAUGGGUGCGUUGAAGAAAAUCCACUCGAAAACAGCAGUAAUUUGAAAACAGUUAGAAAUAAAUGGGCGAAGAGACGUGUGAUGCUAAAUAGGGAACCUAAGUUCAAAAAAGUUCAAGACCACGAUGUAUUUGAGAAAGUUUCGUUCAAUAUUAGAAUAUUGCAAGAUGUGAUACAAGAAUGUAGGAAUAACGAAUCGUAUAAAAGUAACGAGUUCAAAUGUCUGUCGUGUGUACGAAGAUUUGACAAUCGAAACGCUCUGAUUGAGCACAAUUAUCAGAAUCAUGAUGAGAGAAUUGGUCCAUAUUUAUGUGAUGUAUGCCGAUCGAGGUUCACAGACGUACAUACAUUGUCAUCGCAUCUAUUAAGUCAUUAUUAUAUGUACUACUGCAAGCUGUGUGACUACAAGUGUUAUAAUGAAAACGAUACGGUGAGCCAUGCGCGUGCGCAGCACGGGAGUAAGGCGUACGAGUGUCUCAAAUGUGAUAGACUGUUUAACAAUCGUCGUGAGUUCUACGAACAUCACAAACUCAGGCAUGAGACGUAUAUAUGUGAUUACUGUGGUGUAAAAUACAAAUUAAGGGAUAGCCUGAUAACUCAUAUAAGAAAAAAGCACAUGAAACGAGAAUGUACGAUAUGUAAGAAGAAAUUCAACCGCUACAACAGUUUAUGGCUUCACAACAAGUUGUACCACGGCGCGCCGGCCGGCACCGCGUACUGCGUCGAGUGUGACGUCAGAUACGAAGACACGUACAGAUACAAAUGGCACUUGGCGAACAGUGUUAAACACAGGCCCAAGAAGGUUGUGAGGGCUAUACCGCCAUCACCUUAUGUGUCUUCACCAGAUGAAGAACAUGACCUUUUAAUGGAAAAUGAAUGUUUGGACGGAUCACAUAAGGUUUCUUCAAGCCAGUCUUUAGCCAAUGUUAUAAAUAUCAUAAACCAAGAAAAGGAUUUUAUAAGUGAAAUUAGACCAGAAGAAGACACGGGAAAUGAAGACGAAUUAAACAAAGAAAAUUCAGAAGCAGAAAAAAUAAUUUCAGCGGUUGGUAGAACAUCAGAAGAUUAUUCGAAAGGAAAACGCAUUAGAGAAAGAGACUUUUGUUUCUAUUGUGAAACUUUCAUUUUAAAUUUUUCACGACAUAUGGUUCGUAAACAUAUCUCUGAACCAGAAGUUCAAUUAGCAUUAUCACAUCCUAAAAGUAGCGUAGAAAGAAAAAGAUCAUUUUCCGAAUUGAGGAAAAGGGGUAAUUUUGUUCGUAAUUCAAAAGUUUGUUUUAAGCCAGUGAAAAAGUGUAGACUUUCUGAAAAGAAUGAUUACUUACCUUGCUCAAAAUGCUUAGGUUUUUAUCAUAGGAAACAACUUUGGAGACACAUAAAACAAUGCAAAAAUGAUAACUCAACAAGCAAUGCACAAGUUGAAGCACAAUUUUUUCGUACGUCACGUUAA
Messenger RNA from Nymphalis io (European peacock), 3759 nucleotides. RefSeq lists its product as uncharacterized. NCBI's taxonomy places the organism in Eukaryota, Metazoa, Arthropoda, Insecta, Lepidoptera, Nymphalidae. The record is from RefSeq and is a predicted model, not a curated record. Bases 1381 to 3759 code for a protein of 792 amino acids. Gene Ontology annotation, cellular component: nucleus. The transcript has 17 exons.